This is a messenger RNA of Bolinopsis microptera, 1680 nucleotides long. RefSeq lists its product as uncharacterized. The transcript has 10 exons. Lineage: Eukaryota; Metazoa; Ctenophora; Tentaculata; Lobata; Bolinopsidae. Bases 95 to 1159 code for a protein of 354 amino acids. The record is from RefSeq and is a predicted model, not a curated record.
UAGUGGUGAAACUUUAUCUUCAAAAUCUCGCUCACGUAGACCAAAGCGAAAGAAAGAAGCUUCUUGCUCUAAACUGAGGGCCUCAUGUCUGACGAUGGACUUUCUGAACGCACUGAGCAUAGAGCUGUGUGACACGGUACUGUGCUGCAACAACUGGUACGCAGACGGCAAACCACCGCACUCUCCCACCCCGGAAGAAGAAGGGACAUCCAUCAGCCAGGAGAGCCAACCAGCCAAAAAUGAAUUCCUUGUAGGCGCACUGCCGGGUGAAAUAGGGUAUAAAUCAAGCAGUCACACUCUCUCCAAACAUAGCUCAGUAGACCACGGUGAAGAUGCCUCUGAGAAACACCAGAGCGGCUGGGAGACGUGUGAUAUCAGAAAACGUCCGGAGUACACUCGCACGUUGAAGGAGAUGGCGGAGGAGUUUGAGGCGCAACGAGAUGCGGAAGAGGCGCUGAGACUACAACUGCUGAGGGUUAAUAAGAAGGAGGAGGGAGAGGAGGAUAAGCUCCUUACUAAGGAUCAGAGUUUUGUGACCACAGAUGGGGAUGAUGAUAGCAUGGAUUUGCGAGCCAGCAGUUUCUGCUCAGUGAGCUCUAACAACAUGUUACCAAUCGAUCAGAGUACCAAGAAAGAUUCUUCCAGAGAGAUGUCAUGCGACGAUAUGGAGGAUCCCGUUAGACCUAGCUCAAAACUGGAGACGGACAGUAAGGACAGUGGGUAUGGAGCGGAGAACAACCGAUCAAAGAGGAAAUUUGUUAAAUUCCCGGAACAUCACAGAUCACUCGACGGUGAUCAUGGAUUUAAUCUUAGUACAAGUCCACAGCCGUUUGAGUGUGACCCUGACGUCUGUUAUGAUGGUCUGCCACAACGCCCCAACACUUCGUGUGAUGUUUCAGAAGGAAAAAAGAAAAAUGGCGGGUUUUUCAGCUCUUUCCGAUCAAAGAAGAACCACACCGAGAAAGACCAUAGUGAAGAAGAACAGUCCUCCACUACAAAGAAGAAGAGAAAGAAGAAAAGUUCGUCGUCAAGUUCGAAGGGCGGAAAUAACCUUCAGGUAACCUCCAAGCAACAAUUCGUCUUGAGAGGAAAGAAGAACCCUAACUCUACAAACGGUGGGAGAGUACCUGGACACAGCUUCGAUAAUGGAGACAUGUGAACUGGGAACCAUAGAGACAAGUCAGAGUUUUCUCACUGAUAGAUUGACCACUGAACCAUAAUAGUUGCGGAUAUUACCCACUAGAAUCUGCUGGCUCGACCCAGGCUUCCGCUUCAAGUUCAAACACAGACCAAACUCACCAAACUCACCAUAUCAUACAUUGCGGCUCAUUUCGUUAAUUUAUGUUAUACUUAUAGUUAUAGUCAUCUCCAUUAAAUUCUUGUAAGAUCAUGAGCUCAACGAAUUUACGGUCAAGAGGUAAUAUUAUUCCUCAAAUCAUUAUAAUUUUCUCACAGCAGUUGAUUUUAGGCAGAGAUUUUCAAGAGAGGUUCUUUUGUUUAAAAGAAUUCACAUUUUCUUUGCAAUGCUCGACUGAGAAUGAAUCAUCCACAAACCGGCAAAUAUAUUACGAUGAUUUAUUUAUUUUUGAAAUGGAACUAUAAGUAAAUGUUAAUGAUACUGGGUUGGAAUAAUUAUUGUAUGUUUGUUUUAAGCGUUUAGCGUGUAUAUAGAUUUCUUCA